AGGAGGCGAGGCACAUCCCAGCGCUGCUCCCUGGAGUUUCUGGAAGACACCGUGGGAUGUGCCUCUGUACAGAGAACCAAGCAUACAUCCGGGUCACCGAGGCACAAAGCCCUGAAAAAGACCCACUUCAUCAAGAACAUGCGGCAGUAUGACACACGGAACAGCAGGAUCGUGCUCAUCUGCGCCAAGCGGUCCCUGUGCGCAGCCUUCUCGGUCCUGCCCUAUGGAGAAGGCCUGCGGAUCAGUGACCUGCGAGUGGAUAGCCAGAAGCAGAGGCACCCAUCCGGCGGUGUCUCUGUGUCCUCCGAGAUGGUCUUCGAGCUGGAAGGCGUUGAGCUGGGAGCAGACGGAAAGGUCGUGUCUUAUGCUAAGUUCCUGUACCCUACCAACGCCCUGGUCACACACAAGAGUGACAACCACAGCCUGUUGCCCACACCUCGGCCCAGCAUCCCCCGGGCUCUUCCGGGGUCCAGACACAAACCUAUCCCCACCAAGCCAGUGCCAACUGGCACAGAGCUAGGAAGUGAUGUGGGGGACACCCUGGAGUACAACCCCAACCUCCUGGAUGACCCACAGUGGCCCUGCGGCAAACACAAGCGUGUCCUCAUCUUUGCAUCAUACAUGACCACAGUGAUUGAGUAUGUGAAGCCCUCAGACCUCAAGAAGGACAUGAACGAGACCUUCAGGGAGAAGUUCCCGCACAUUAAGCUGACACUGAGCAAGAUCAGGAGUCUGAAGCGAGAAAUGCAGAACCUCUCGGAGGAGUGCAGUCUGGAGCCCGUGACAGUGUCGAUGGCCUACGUGUACUUCGAGAAGCUCGUCCUACAGGGCAAGCUCAACAAGCAGAACCGCAAGCUGUGUGCUGGCGCCUGUGUGCUGCUGGCUGCCAAGAUCAGCAGCGACCUCCGCAAGGGUGAGGUGACACAGCUCAUCGAUAAGCUGGAGGAGAGAUUCCGCUUCAACCGGCGCGACCUCAUCGGGUUUGAGUUCACGGUGCUCGUGGCCCUGGAGCUGGCCCUGUACCUGCCUGAGCCCCAGGUGUUACCUCAUUACCGACGCCUCACCCAGCAGUUCUAGCCAGCCCUGGGGCAUCUGCUGGCCCUUUCCUGCCCCACCAGCAGGGGUGCUGCCUGCAGACGCUGCUGGUUCCCUGGAAAGGGAUGCUGCUGUCAUUCCAAAGUACACCACCCUCAGGGGUGGCUCUGAGGAUCUUCCUGGAUUUUUACACAAACUACACGUGGGUUUUGUUUUCUAUGUUUUCUGGUGCCUGUGCCCAAGACCAGACUGGCAUCAGGACCUCUGGCUGGCACCUCGUGGCGGUAAGUCCUGAUCUCGCAGCACCCUCCUCCCUGGCCUGGCGUGCCCAUGAGUGCAGGGCUGCAUUUCCAGGUGUUGCUGAACACACGGAACUUUCUGUGGUUCGUUUACUUAACCAUCACCUGGGAUACUGGCUCUUUGGACAUGGAGGCGCAGCACUGUAGUCCCUGAUGGUGUCCCCAUGUCCCUGGUUCCUGCCAGCCCGCACAGAGCUCCUCCAGCCUCCCACCUGCCAUGCCCACUGUGGCCAGCAGGGCUUCUGGUGUCGGUUUAAUCCUGCAAGAACAGAUGCCUGACUUGUCUUGGUCUCAUUUUUUCUCCAACUCUUCCUCAAGCAUCGUGUCACUGUGAAAUCUCGCUGCCGUGCCAUGCAUCUGACAGGGCACAGCAGACACCUGCCCACCCUGUGCCAGGACCCAUCCUCUGCCCCUCGCCAAGAAGCCUGCCUGUUUGCAACACUCUGGGCCCCAGGACAACUGGCUGUGGGCUUUUUUUUUCCUAAGAAAUAUCGUGAUGGGGGAAAUAAUAUAUU
Molecule: messenger RNA, 1849 nt
Organism: Carlito syrichta (Philippine tarsier)
Lineage: Eukaryota; Metazoa; Chordata; Mammalia; Primates; Tarsiidae
Gene: CABLES2
Product: Cdk5 and Abl enzyme substrate 2
Exons: 9
Coding region: 139-1077 (312 amino acids)
Biological process (GO): regulation of cell cycle
Source: RefSeq, a predicted model, not a curated record